Molecule: messenger RNA, 3138 nt
Organism: Colletotrichum destructivum
Lineage: Eukaryota; Fungi; Ascomycota; Sordariomycetes; Glomerellales; Glomerellaceae
Exons: 1
Coding region: 1-2973 (990 amino acids)
Source: RefSeq, a predicted model, not a curated record
AUGCGCUCUCUCACCUCCGUCGGGGGUGUUGGAGGCGGCAGCGACAGUGGCACCAGCAGCUGCAGCAACAUCAGCAGAAACAACAAUGCCUCGACUUCGUCACCAAGACAUGAUCUAACGUCGAAACCACCGCCGCAUACUCGCAGCAGCACCAGCAGCAGAACACACCCCCAGCAGACUAAGCCGCACCACCCAAAACAUCUACUCCAGCAGAAACAACAACCCAAGCAGCAGCAGCAGCAUCCGUCCGACUCGUCCCGACCAGGGAGAAACAUCAGGCCAUCCAUCUCGCCCGCCACCCGCAACAACCCCGUCGCAUCUGUUCACCGGGCGCAGGCAACAUCGACAUUGACAUCAAUAUCGCAGCGCUCAUCAGCAGCACCUUCGCCAACUCCAAGAGUAACAGCAUCAGCGGCGGCAGCAGCAUCUUCUUCUUCGUCGCCCACGCCCUUCGCCAGUCGCAAGUCCGUAGCGGCCCAGUCUCCUCGGACCACAAAUAAUCCCACUUCGUCUAAUACAACCGAGUCUGCUGCUGCUGAUCUCCCUAGUCAUUCUCCCACCACACCACUGACCGCCGCCGUUGCUGCCAGUGGCCCACCAACGAUAACCGGGCCCGGACGCAUCACAGCUGCCACCACCAAAACAACCACAACCACAGACACCUCCUCCUCCAACUCCUCCAACUCCUCCAAUUCCCACCCAAACACAACAACAUCGUCACCUUCACCUCCCACGGCCUCGACACCGACAUCAACGCCCACACCACCGCCGCAGCCCCCAAUCUCCUCCGCUGCCUCAACACGUCGGCAGCCCGCCCUGUCCUCCAGCCUGCGCACUCCCCUCCGCACACGAGACCAAAAUGUCCUGAGCCCCUCUCGCCCUCCCAACGCCGCGCGAGCGAAGCCGUCGCCCACCCCAUCACCCUCAUCGCCAGCGUCCGCUUCCGCUUCCUCGACGCCCACAAUGCCCCCCUACGAGAAAGGGGGCAGCACCACCACCCGCCAGCCCGCCAUGCCUUCUCUCAGCGCAAAGGCAAUGGGCCGCACUCCCCUGACCCCGAAAGUCGCUGCGAAACCCUCCCCCGUCGUGACGCCCUUGGGCCGUCGCCGAAACGAUCCCUCCAGUAAUAACAAUACCAACCACCACCACUCUCAUACAGCCGUCGGCGCCGCCAGGGACGAUCUGAAUACCCCGGCCCCCUUUCUCGCCGCUACGAACAUCACCCCUCGUUCGGGAAGUCGCCAGAGCCGUGUUAACAGUGCUAACACGACCCCGAACGGCACUCCGAACACGGAAAGAAACGACUGGGAGCACCAACCCUCUACACUCGAGCCCCCGAGGCGCCAGGUUGUUACCUUCAGCCCGCCUUCUAGUGUCAGCAGUCGGAACGAUGCGCCCGACUCCAAGUUUUUCUACGCCAGCGAGGCAAAGCCCUCCCAGUCUGCUGCCCCCCAGCCAAAGGCCCAGUCGAAACCUCUGCCUCCCGCCCAGCGAGGCUCGACUUUCAUGUACGCCAAUGGCAGUGCCGUCGAGAAGAACAGGCCAACCUCCCCCGGCCUCGGUUUCACACCAGUGCUGGCGCCCUCACUGGCACCUUCGCUCGCACCAUCUCACUCCUUGCCUCUUGCCCCGGUCCCGGACCCGCCACCGAGCAAGUUCUUUUACGCAAAUGGCGCCCCCAAUCUGCAGCCCGGCUUCCGGCCCUCGUCUGCUGCAUCGGGCACCGGUUCCGUCGCCUCGGGCUCGGGCAAGCUGCAUAGGACAUCGGCAGGCUCGGCCGGAGGCUUCUCGAUGGCACAGCGACCCCUUUCACCAAAUAGGCCAGCACAACCCCCGACGUCUGCGCCGCUGCUCAAAAGCAACGGCGUACCUCCCCUUGCUGUCGGCCGAGCUCAGAUGACGAGUCCGCCGCCGCUCGCACCGCUAUCUCACAAACGUCGGACGAGUACCGAUGCCCUUUCGCAGGUUGCCAGCCAUGCCGGAUCAGAGGCCCCAGCCACGGACGCCAUGAUCAUGUCUAGGUUCAUGGCUUCGCAAACGUCGACCCCCUCCGAGAUAGCUUCACCGACAGCACAGAGCUUCUUUGCCCAACAACCCAUUACGAUUGCUUCAAUAAUACAGGCAGCCGAUGAUUUAGAGGAGGACGACGAGGAGGAGGACUCGGUUGAUGAGUCAAAGGAUCUAGACGACCUCCACAGCCCGACCAAGUCAUCACACGGCGAUCCGCUAAACGACAUGGUUCUCAAUGCGAGAAGAGAGCGCAAGGUGCAGGAUUUGGAGAUCACCAACGCUUCUUUGGAGGCCAUUAACAGGUCUCUGGAAAGGCAGCUGCGGAAACAGACGGCAGAACUGAGGAGGUACAAAAGGCUGUCCCGAUCUGGGCGUCUGUCAGUCCCUCCUUCGGCUGCAUCCAGCCGCGUGCCUUCCGAAACCAAGCCCGCGGGCCUCGGCAUCGAUGGCCUGGACUUGUCGGACCUUAGCGAGGACGAGGCGGAAGACGACUUGGGCGACAUGGACGAAUCGAUGUUUGAGUCGUCCGAGCUGUCCGAGACGGAUUCGACGUCGCCUACCAGUCCCAAAAUGGACACCGACCGGGACGAACGGCGUCGUACUCGGGACGAAAAACGCCUGCGGCUGGAUCUUUCCAAGCACAGGGAGUUGCUUGUCGACAGCCAGAAGAUCAACCAGAGCAUCAAGAGAUGCCUGAACUGGACCGAGGAGCUCAUCAAGGAGGGCAAGAAGGCGCUCGAAUACAACGUCCGCCCCAGUGAUGUGGAGCUACCCCCACGGGUCCUUCGCCCGGCAUAUCUGGAGGAGAAUGAGGAUGAUGGGCGGGGGCCAAGGAACGAGUUCUCAGUCUCGUUACCGAGCAGUCCAAUGGACUCGCCGAGAAGUCUUUCACCGCAAUGGAGCAAAGAGCCGCAGCCGCAGGACCGUGAUAGUGGCAUCGAGUUGCCUGCGGACGGUGGCUGACGGCCUGACGAAACACCAUCACACACGACAUAAUAUCUUCAGCAGACAGGUUCUCUCGCCGCGACCUGGACGUUGCGGCGGUAUCGCACGACAUCACCACUCACGGAACACACUCAUUUUCAUUUUUUGCUAAACAACCCUGUUUGGUUUUUUUUUUUCUCUCUU